Molecule: messenger RNA, 987 nt
Organism: Kogia breviceps (pygmy sperm whale)
Lineage: Eukaryota; Metazoa; Chordata; Mammalia; Artiodactyla; Physeteridae
Source: RefSeq, a predicted model, not a curated record
AUGAAGGGAGUGUGGUGGAAGAAAGAGAGGUAUAUCCUUGGAAUUCCUCCCCUGAUCCUUGUUCUGUGGCCAGUAGCAUCAUCUGAUUGUGAUAUUGAAGGUAAAGACGGUGGAGCCUAUCAGAAUGUUCUAAUGGUCAACAUCAAUGAUUUGCAUACUUUUACAAAUAUAAGAAGUGAUGUACAAGUGUCCAAGGAUGCAGCAUCUGCCCUUUACAUCAAAUGGCAUAAGAAAAUGGGACUGUAUUUUCUUGUCUUUGUUCCCCUAUCAAGCUUGGCAGAGGACUUUGCCCAUUGGCCUGUAGACAGCAUGAUAGACUUUGAUAGCAAUUGCCUGAAUAACGAACCUAACUUUUUAAAAAAACAUUCAUGUGAUGAUAAUAAGGAAGCUUCGUUUUUAUAUCGUGCUGCUCGAAAGUUGAAGCAAUUCCUUAAAAUGAAUAUCAGUGAAGAUUUCAAUCUUCACCUAUCAACAGUUUCACAGGGCACAUUAACACUGUUGAACUGCACCAGCAAGGGUAAAGGAAGAAAACCAACUUCCCUGCGUGAAGCCCAACCCACUAAGAAUUUGGAAGAGAAUAAGUCUUUAAAGGAACAGAAAAAACAGAAUGACCUGUGUUUCCUAAAGAUACUACUACAAAAGAUAAAAACUUGUUGGAACAAAAUUUUGAGGGGCGCUAAAGAACAUUGAAAAAUACGGAGUGGCAAUGUGAAAACUUAAGAGCUUUAUUUGUAUCCUCCAAGAAUCUAUCUGCUUAUGCAAUUUUCAAGGGUAAAAUGCCUUCUGGAAGUUACUAAAUGCAUCCUGGUAAAAACGGAUUACAGCAAUUGAGAAAUCCUUACUGUAGUACUAGCAGAUGGACAUAAACAGUGGAAACCAAAUGCUGCAAUCAACAAACUAUUUCACAUGCAUGAGGACAUAUAUCACUCGGUAUUAAUUCUGAACUGAUUUUUAUAAGACAAUCUAUGUAAGAUAUUAGUUGCAAUA